UAAGAAAGAAUGGAGCAGAAAAAUGGAAGUUCUUUCACUGGCUUUAUCCUGCUGGGUUUCUCUGACCGGCCUCAGCUGGAGCGAGUCCUCUUUGUGGUUCUUCUGAUCUUCUAUCUGCUCACCCUGCUGGGAAACACGAGCAUCAUUGCGUUGUCCCGCCUGGACCCACACCUGCAGACUCCCAUGUACUUUUUCCUGUCCAACCUAAGCUUUCUGGACCUGUGUUACACGACCAGCACUGUUCCUCAGCUGCUGGUUCAUCUCAGGGGAGCAAACAAGUCUAUCUCCUUCGGUGGAUGUGUAGCUCAGCUGUUUGUCUCUCUAGGGUUGGGAUCCACAGAAUGCAUACUGUUAGGGGUGAUGGCAUUUGACCGCUAUGCAGCCGUCUGCAGGCCCCUGCACUACACAGUGAUCAUGCACCCCCGUCUGUGCACCCUGAUGGCUUCUGCAUCGUGGUUCCUUGGUUUUGCCAACUCCUCAUUGCACACGGUGCUCACCUUCCUUGUACCACUCUGUGGGAGAAAUAAAAUAGACCACUUCUUUUGUGAGGUUCCCCCACUGCUUAAGCUUGCCUGUGUUGACACCACUGUGAAUGAGUCUGAGCUCUUUGUCAGUGUGAUCAUUCUCCUCAUACCUGUGGCUUUAAUCACGUUCUCCUAUGGUCAGAUUGUCAAGGCAGUGUUAAGAAUAAAGUCAGCUUCAGGACAGAGGAAAGCUUUUGGGACAUGUGGGUCCCACUUCACAGUGGUCUCCCUGUUCUACGGCACAGGCAUCUACAUUUACCUCCAGCCUAGCAACAACUACUCCCGGGAUCAGGGCAAGUUCGUUUCUCUCUUCUACACCAUCGUCACCCCCAUGGUCAACCCCUUUAUAUAUACCCUGCGGAACAAGGAUGUGACUGGAGCAAUGAAGAAGGCGCUUUGUAGGGGCUAUGACUCCAGAUGA
Molecule: messenger RNA, 945 nt
Organism: Neofelis nebulosa (Clouded leopard)
Lineage: Eukaryota; Metazoa; Chordata; Mammalia; Carnivora; Felidae
Product: putative olfactory receptor 2B8
Exons: 1
Coding region: 10-945 (311 amino acids)
Biological process (GO): G protein-coupled receptor signaling pathway
Cellular component (GO): membrane
Molecular function (GO): olfactory receptor activity; G protein-coupled receptor activity
Source: RefSeq, a predicted model, not a curated record